This is a messenger RNA of Synchytrium microbalum, 1359 nucleotides long. RefSeq lists its product as uncharacterized. The record is from RefSeq and is a predicted model, not a curated record. The transcript is spliced from 7 exons. Gene Ontology annotation, molecular function: FMN binding; oxidoreductase activity. The coding region runs from base 1 to 1359 and encodes 452 amino acids. Lineage: Eukaryota; Fungi; Chytridiomycota; Chytridiomycetes; Synchytriales; Synchytriaceae.
AUGGCCGACAUUCAAGACGACGUUUCUGUCUUGUCACAAAGUUUGACUCUUCCAUGUGGAAUCACCAUCAAGAACCGCAUCGCGAAGGCUCCUUUGACUGAUUUCAUUGCUGAUGCACGCGACAAUCUGCCAAAUGAGCGAGUCUUUACAGUUUAUUCACGAUGGGCUCGUUCUGGGUGUGGACUGAUUGUUACCGGAAACGUCAUGGUAGACAAGGCUCAUCUAGAGGCACGCAGGAAUGUGUCUUUGGUUGCUGGUCAAGAGAGUCGCUUGGACUUGUACAUUCGUUUUGCAAAAGCUUGCAAGGAAAGCGGAUGUACAGCUAUCAUGCAGCUAAAUCACGGAGGCCUGGAGACUCCGUAUGCUGUGAAUAAGACACCCAAAGUGGCAGUCAGUGUGUCUUCCAUUUCCAAACACAUGUUUGGUACUCAUCCGGUGGCAAUGAGUCUAGCAGAAGUACAUCAAGUUCGUCAUGCAUUUCUUUUUGCUUCCAAAGUCGCUGAAAAGUCUGGAUUCGACGGAGUACAAAUUCACUCCGCAGAUCUUUUCCUGUUGGGCGAGUUCUUAAAUCCACCAAAUGCCCGUCACGAUGAAUAUGGAGGAGCAUUGGAUAAUCGAAUGAGGCUGCUGCGAGAAAUUCUUCAUGGUAUACGAUUGAACUGUCCGAAACUUGCCAUUAGCGUCAAGAUCAACUCGACAGACUAUCAGCGUAUCAAUGCACCUGACGAGGACAUCCUUUCCAUUUUGAAGAUGUUGGAGUCACGGAUUGACUUGCUCGAGGUUUCUGGUGGAUCGUAUGAAUCUGAGGCUUCUGUUGAAAAGGGACAUCGAGAAUCUACUGUGAAACGAGAACGAUACUUUUUGGACUUUAUCAAGCUGGUGCGCCAACAUGUCAAGAUCCCUCUUAUGGUCACUGGUGGGUUUCGUACUAGGAGUGUUAUGGCGUCAGUUGUACGUUCCGGCCUAACAGACCUUGUUGGCAUUGGAAGGCCCUUCUGUCUAUAUCCGGAGCUGCCACAAAUACUGCUAGCACGAAACGCGAUUUGUGAUUAUACUGUGCCUGAUUCCAAACACGAUUGGAAUAAGAUGCCAUCUAUAGAAAGCUUUUGGUACUCUGGCCAGAUACAGAGAAUGGCUGAUGGACUUAAUCCUGACGAAGACUUGAGCACCAGCUUUUAUGCAUUGGUGUGGACGCCACUUCAUUAUAUCUGUGAGCCGUCAACCACGUUUCCUACUAGCGUGAUAUGGAAUGUGGUAUGGCCAAUAACUCCAGAAGAUACCUGGUUGCACAACCAGCUAUAUCUGGGACUCGGUGCUGUGGUCUUGUAUGUAACAUAUAGACAUCUGAGUCGACCAUGA